This is a messenger RNA of Peniophora sp. CBMAI 1063, 975 nucleotides long. Lineage: Eukaryota; Fungi; Basidiomycota; Agaricomycetes; Russulales; Peniophoraceae. The record is from the annotation of a GenBank genome assembly.
AUGCGCGCAUUCACGUCUUUCGUCCUUGCUGCUCUUGCUGCCGCACCGGCGUUGGCUGCUCCCCUCGCGCCCAUCGAGACCGGCUUCACAGCUCCUCGCAUCGGCGUCCCCAUCCAGUCCCUUCAAGCUCGCCAAGGUGGCCCGGUCCAGAACUUGCAAUCCCCAUCCACCGACGCCUCCGCAUCGGCGACUGCGCCCGCUUCCACAGCCUCUGCGAACGCAUUCAACAUCCGCCCAGGCUUCGGUCCCGGCCCCGUCAUCCUUCCCCGUGAACCCUUGCGCCCCGUGUCCUUCAUCCCAGUCUCGGCGCUUCAGGGUGCGCAGGGCAAGCGACAGCUCAACCGUGGCUCUUUCAUCAAGCCCAUUGACGGCCCGAUCGGACAAGGUCCCGUUGUGAGGCGUCAACUUCAGGGUGACAGGCCUGCAUCGGGAGACGUCUUCGUUAACCCGCUUCGCCCUAUCGGCGGCCCUGUUGCUCUGAACCAGCGCCAGGAGGCCACGACUGGUGAAGCGUCAACCGUGGCUUCCGGCGAGACUGCUACGGAGACCGCCGCUGGCUCUGCGACAGCUACUGAGGCUGCUGGCGCCGCCUCUGCGACGGCUACGGAUGGUGUAGUACCUGCGACUGGUACUGAGGCUGCCGGUGGAGCAACUGCUACUGAGGCAGCUGGUGGUGCUGAGGCUACUGGAUCGGCGACCGCUCCCGCAACCGGCACAGAGUCUGCUGGUGGUGCCGAAGCUUCUGGCGCGACCACCGCGUCUGAAGCUGGUGCAUCUGGUGCUGCAAGCGCUACGGGCACGGCGGCCGGUGAGGCCCCCACUGCCAGCGGUGCUGCUCCUGCGGCCGGCGGCGAGGGAAGCGCACCGGAGGCUAGCGGUCGUCCCGGCCGCCCCUACGGCGGCAAGGGUCCCGGCCGUAUGUACGGCUUCAUGCCGGACGGGUCGGUUGUGGCUAUGGGCGAGGCGCCUGCAUGA